CUCUGCCCGUGCAGCCCAUGAAGGCCAUCGCCGCCGCCGCCAUCGCCUCGCACGCCCCGCAGCCGCACGUCCUCGCCGCAGGCGCCCUGGUCGCCAUCGCCGUCGGCCUCCUCAGCGUCACGGGCCUGCUGCGCUGGCUGACACGGCACAUCCCCGUCCCCGUCGUCAAGGGCAUCCAGCUCGGCGCCGGCCUGCAGCUCGUCAUCUCGGGCGGCGGCGCCAUGCUCCUGCGCCUGGGCUGGGCCGACCAGCCCCUCGACAACCGCCUCUGGGCCCUGGCCGCGUUCCUGCUGCUCAUCUUCACCGCCCGCGUGCCCCGCCGGUUCCCCUACGCCCUCGUCGUCUUUGUCGUGGGCCUGCUCCUGGCCAUCAUCGCUCUCGUCGUCUCAAGACAGGACAAGGAUGAUGAAAAAAACAACCAACACCGGCUCCCCGCCUUCCGCAUCUGGCACCCGUCCGUCUCCGUCCCGGCCUUUGGCGACGGCCAGGCCUGGUCCAUGGCCGUCGCCCAGCUGCCCCUCACCACCCUCAACUCCGUCAUCGCAGCCGCCGCCCUGGGCUCCGAGCUGAUGACCUCCCCGCCCUUCCCGGCCGGCUGCCACACCCCGACCGUCACCGAGCUGGGCAUCAGCGUGGCCCUGAUGAACCUGCUGGGCUGCUGGUUCGGCGCCAUGCCCGUCUGCCAUGGUGCCGGCGGGCUGGCGGCGCAGUACCGCUUCGGGGCGCGCAGCGGCGCCAGCAUUGUGGUGCUGGGGACGGCCAAGCUGCUGCUGGGGCUGCUUCUCGGCACCACGCUGUUGGACCUGCUGGACUCGUUCCCGAGGGCUGUGCUGGGGAUCAUGGUGAUUGCGGCGGGGCUGGAGCUGGCAAAGGUCGGGCAGGGGCUGAACCAUGGGGCUUCGGACCUCUGGGAGGAUAGUGUGUCUUCCUCGUCUGGCGGCCGGGUGGACCAUGACGGCGAUGGUGACGGCGACAGUCAUGGGGGUUUGGUGGCGGCGGAGCGGGGGCCUGACAAGAGGCCGCGCGAGCUGUCUGACGAGGAGAGGAUGGAGCGGUGGACCGUCAUGCUGAUGACGACGGCGGGGAUUCUGGCGUUUAAGAAUGAUGCGGUGGGGUUCCUGGCUGGUAUGGUGACUUGGUAUGCGUAUGGGGUCGGGCGUGUGCUUGAGAGGCGGUGGGGGGAUAGGAGAGGUGAGAGGGAGCCGCUGCUUGCCAGGUAGAAAAGUUACUUAUGAUGACGACGACGGUCAAGAUGAAGAAUUGCACGUCGUGCAUUGAAUAACAGUUACAGUCAUGGCCAAAGUCACAGAGAUGAGCAAAUGGUAAUGACAGUACCCUCCUGAGAGAGAAUUGUUUUAAGUAGAAAAUAUCAUCAGGUAAUUCAUUUCGUUCAUACG
Messenger RNA from Cryphonectria parasitica EP155, 1397 nucleotides. RefSeq lists its product as uncharacterized. The record is from RefSeq and is a predicted model, not a curated record. Lineage: Eukaryota; Fungi; Ascomycota; Sordariomycetes; Diaporthales; Cryphonectriaceae. The transcript has a single exon. Gene Ontology annotation, molecular function: molybdate ion transmembrane transporter activity. Gene Ontology annotation, biological process: molybdate ion transport. Bases 18 to 1220 code for a protein of 400 amino acids.